AUGGCUACUGUAAAAUCAUUGUUUUACAAAGGUUCAAACAAUGUCCAAUUUAUUGGCAUUUGGGGUAUGGGUGGUAUAGGCAAAACAACUCUCGCAAAAGCAUUAUUUAACAAAUUAUGCUUUGCAUAUGAAGGGUUUUGCUUUUUGGCUAAUUUAAGGGAAGAAUCAAAGAAAUAUGGAAUUGAUACUUUGAAGAAAAAACUUAUUUUGAGGUUAUUAAGGCAUAAAAAAUCUCACAUCGGCAUAGUUGAUGCCAUAUCUCCUUAUGCCAUGAGUAGACUUGGUUGGGAAAAAAGUUUCAAUGCUCUUGAUGAUGUUGAUGAUCAUGAACAAUUAGAACAUUUAGCCGGAAGACAUGAUUGGUUUGGAUUAGGGAGUAAAAUCUUGAUAACCACUAGAGAUAAGCAAGUCCUUGGUAGGAAAGUUGAUGGUAUAUAUAAACUCGAAGCUUUGAAUUCGAAUGAGGCUUUUCAACUUUUCUCCUUGAAUGCCUUUAGAAAAGACUGCAGUGAUCCAAAAGUAAGGAUGUUGGCAAUGGAUGUGACUUACUAUGGAAAUGGAAAUCCAUUAGCCCUUAAAGGAAGUGAAGCCAAUGAAGGCAUAACUCUAAACGUUUCAGAGGUUGAAGAUAUGUGCCCAAGUCUUCAAGCCUUUUGCUUAAUGCCUAAUCUAAGUCAGACUAUUGCGUUGGGUAGGAUAUCCUUAAAGUCCUUACCUACAACAUUCAAGGUUGAAAAUCUUAUUGAAAUUGGAAUGCCUAAUGGCAAUCUCACAAAACUUUGGAAAGAAGUCCAGGUACGUGCUUCAGAGGUUCUAUGGCUGAAGGAUUGUAGUAACUUGUCUGAACUUCCUGACAACAUCCGCUUGUUGACAUCAUUACGUGUGUUAGAACUCUCAAGGACUAAUAUAGAGACCUUGCCUUUAAGCAUCAAACACCUUUCGAGCCUGCAUGAUAUUUACUUGGAUGGAUGCAAAAAACUUCAGUCUCUACCAGAACUCCCUCCCUCUCUCUUAACAUUGUCUACGAGGAGCUGUCGAUUGCUUAGAACCCUAGAUUUAUCUUUAAUGAACGAGGGUGAGGAAGGAAACAAAGUAGAUUAUGAUGAUGAUGAUCCCUUUCCGUACUUUAGAUUCACAAAUUGCAUGAACUUGGAUGAACAAUCAAUCAAAGCUGUUGAGGCAAAAGUGCUACUUGAGAUAAAUAAAGCCAUUUAUGGCAUCGCUAUAAUGGAAUAUCCAGGAACACGAGUUCCAAAAUGGUUCAUGUAUAGGACCACAAAAUAUUUGGUAACUGUGGAUCUCAGCUCAAUUCCACAACCUUGGUAUGACAGUUCUAUUUUCCGCGCCGUCACUUCUAGAUCGCCACCAGGGACUUGCAUUGAUGCCACAUGGUAUAUUGAUGGUGAAUAUGCUUGCUGGGCUGAAAGCUCCUUUGGUACAGAUGAGUUCACCUUGUCAGAUCAUGUUUUUCUUUGGUAUGAUCAAUAUUCUUUUGGAGCAAUACAAAGGAAAAUUGGAGAAAAGAAAAAAGGUGCUCAGUACAACACUUAUUAUCCAUUGCUUGAAAUAGAAUUCACAGCUAGAUGUUGGAAGUCUUCGUAUUGUGGAAAAAUAGGAGAGAUCAAACAAUUUGGGGUGUGCCCGACAUCUGCAUUUGAAUAUCAAAAUUAA
Messenger RNA from Neltuma alba, 1671 nucleotides. RefSeq names its product disease resistance protein RML1B-like. The coding region runs from base 1 to 1671 and encodes 556 amino acids. The transcript is spliced from 4 exons. The record is from RefSeq and is a predicted model, not a curated record. NCBI's taxonomy places the organism in Eukaryota, Viridiplantae, Streptophyta, Magnoliopsida, Fabales, Fabaceae. Gene Ontology annotation, molecular function: ADP binding. Gene Ontology annotation, biological process: defense response.